AUGGGGAACUGCCAGGCGACGGAUGCGGCAGCGGUGGUGAUACAGCACCCAGGGGGGAGGGUGGAGAGGCUCUACUGGCCGACGCCGGCGAGCGAGGUCAUGAGGAGCAACCCUGGCCACUACGUCGCCCUCAUCACUCUCUGCCGCCUCCCAGGCGAGGGCGUGCCGGCAGGGCAUCCGCCGGGAGGCGGCGGCUCCACCGCCGCUGAAGGGGCGCGGUUCACGCGGGUCAGGCUCCUCCGCCCCAAGGAUAACCUUCUUCUCGGCCAGGUCUACCGCCUCGUCACCUCUCACGGUGUGAUCUCUCACCUUCCUCCUCUCAUUUUCCUGCGGGUUGCGUUGAUUUCUCCUUUCGUGGUGCUCGUACGGUGGAUGAUCUUGCUUUUCAUUUUCGGGGGUGGGGGGUAGAGGUGAUAAAGGGGCUUCGGGCGAGGAAGCAGGAGAAGAUGAGGGCUCAGAUGGACGUGCUCAAGAAGCAGCGGCAGCAUGAGAGGACGAAGGCGCCGCUCCGUGAUGAACAGUGCUCUGAAUCCGCCGCCUCCAGCGGCGGCCUUGCCGAGCCAGAUCAAGCUCAGGUAAAUCGUCUGCUCCGCUAUUCAAAUCGGUUUCCCGAGAAACCCUAGCCCGACAGUCGCCUGCUCCGAUGCAGAGGAGAUCUUCCAUCGGAAAACCUUGGCCGGGGAAGAAAGAACAGCCAGUCUCAUCCGUUCUGAAUUCGUUUGCAGGCGGCCAAGGAAGAAGAAAGGAACCGCCACAGGGUGGCGCAAUCCACCUCUCGGCUGCGGCAGUGGCGGCCGUCGUUGCAGAGCAUAUCGGAAGUCGGAGGAUGA
Spirodela intermedia is the source of this 830-nucleotide messenger RNA. NCBI's taxonomy places the organism in Eukaryota, Viridiplantae, Streptophyta, Magnoliopsida, Alismatales, Araceae. The record is from the annotation of a GenBank genome assembly.